Diaporthe amygdali is the source of this 1116-nucleotide messenger RNA. RefSeq lists its product as uncharacterized. The transcript has a single exon. NCBI's taxonomy places the organism in Eukaryota, Fungi, Ascomycota, Sordariomycetes, Diaporthales, Diaporthaceae. The coding region runs from base 1 to 1116 and encodes 371 amino acids. The record is from RefSeq and is a predicted model, not a curated record. Gene Ontology annotation, molecular function: oxidoreductase activity, acting on the CH-OH group of donors, NAD or NADP as acceptor.
AUGGCACCAUCGGAACUUGUUCUUCUCACAGGCGGUAAUGGGUUCGUGGGAAGCGCGGUGCUUGUAGCCCUUUGCGAAGCCGGAUAUGAUGUGCGCGCAGUUGUCCGCAGGCAAGAAGCCAUCGACAAGACAUCUGCUCACCCCCUCAUCAAACGAUUCUCCGACCGGAUCCAAUGGAGCGUUAUCCCUGACAUCACGAAGUCGGAUGCCUACCUCGAAGUUGUUAAGGGGUGUCACCAUAUUGUACAUGUGGCUUCACCUCUUCCCCCGAUCCCCCCUCGCCCAAUGGACCUGCGCACACCCGCGCUGGAAGGCACUCAAGCCAUCAUCAAAGCUGCCGAAAGCGAGCCGCUGGUGAAAAGAGUGGUGAUCACUGGCUCUGUCGCCUCACUCAUGCAGCCAGAGCAAAGGUUGCCGGAGCAUCCCGAUAACCAACCCGGCGCCACCGUCCCGCUCAUGUCUGCAGAGACACACUAUCCCACACCAGCCGAGCGGCCAGACGACGCCACCACCCCGCCAAUGCAUCGUUACUUCGAUUCCAAGCUCGCGAGCGCUAACCUGGUCAGGGACUACGCGGCCGCGCACCGCGACUCACAUUUCCAGAUCGUCAUCCUGUGUCCGGGGUGGGUCCUAGGCCCGGGCCUGUUCGUCACGAACAAGACCGAGGCGAUGGCCACGGCCAACCUGACGCUUGGGUGGGUCAUGGCCGACCUGCGCGCCGCCGUCAACCCCGUCAUAGGGCUCCCCGCGGAGCAGCCAUCGCCCUACCGCACCGAGUUCGUCUGGGUCGACGACGUGGCGCUCGGCCAUGUCAGGGCGCUCACUGUGCCGCUGCCGUCCGGCACGAACCUGCAGAUCUGGAUCAUGGCGGUUGACUCGCCCGCCGGGCUGCGGAUCGAGGAUGUUGAGGACAUCCUAAAGCGAAGGACGCCCGAGAUUGCAAAGCACUUGAGCUUUGCAGGACGGGGCAAGGUGCAGUCUUUACCGAUCAAUUCUGACAGUGGGAGGACACAGGAGGAGCUGCUGGGAAAGAAAUACGUAUCUUUUGAAGACCAGGUUGUCAAGGCUGUUGAGUGGAUAGUCAGUCUGCCGGAUGCUGAGCCUUCGGCCGCCUAG